This is a messenger RNA of Pistacia vera, 2337 nucleotides long. RefSeq names its product pentatricopeptide repeat-containing protein At1g08610-like. NCBI's taxonomy places the organism in Eukaryota, Viridiplantae, Streptophyta, Magnoliopsida, Sapindales, Anacardiaceae. The annotation marks the transcript as partial. The record is from RefSeq and is a predicted model, not a curated record. The transcript has 3 exons. Gene Ontology annotation, molecular function: protein binding.
UCCGGGUUUUGGAAAGAGCAGCUGAGAAAGGGAUGUCCUCCGUAUUUGAUUACCUACACUGUUCUCAUCGAGUUAGUCUGCAGGCACUGUGGAGCAGUACGUGCUAUGGAAGUAUUGGAAGAUAUGACUACUGAGGGCUGUUACCCUGAUAUUGUUACCUACAAUUCGCUUGUUAAUUUCACUUGUAGACAAGGGAAAUAUGAGGAUAUAGCUGUGGUCAUUUACAAUGUAUUUUCUCAUGGAUUGGAGCCCAAUGCUGUAACUUACAACACACUCCUCCAUUCUCUCGGUAGACGUGGGUGUUGGGAUGAAGUAGAUAAGAUUCUUGCAAUCAUGAAUGAAACCUCUCAUCAUCAGACAGUGAUCACUUAUAACAUUUUGAUCAAUGGUUUGUGUAAAUAUGGGCUUCUGGAUCGUGCCAUCAACUUUUAUAAUCAAAUGGUUUCCAAGAAUUGUUUGCCUGAUAUUAUAACUUAUAAUACUCUCCUAGGUGCUCUUUGUAAAGAGGGAAUGGUAGAUGAAGCUCUUCAAUUACUUCACUUGUUGAACGGCAGUUAUUGUUCUCCUGGUUUGAUCACCUAUUAUACCGUGAUUAAUGGGUUGGCUAAAAAGGGUUCUAUGGAGAAAGCAAUGGGAUUAUAUGGUCAAAUGAUGGAGAAUGGGAUCAUUCCUGACGAUAUUACUCAUUAUUCUUUGAUUUGGGGGUUUUGCCAGGCAGAUCUAGUUGAGGAAGCAGUAGAGAUACUGAGGGAGAUGGGUAAAAGAGGCCAUAGGGUCAGAAAUAGUGCUUACAAGAUGAUCAUCCAUGGAUUAUGUAGAAGUAAGAAGCUGGAUAUGGCAAUACAAGUUCUAGAAUUAAUGAUCUCAGGUCGAUCCAAGCCAGAUGUAGCAACUUAUUCCUCUAUACUGAAAAGUGUAGCCGAAGGUGGAAUGGCAGAAGAGGCUAACAAGUUGUGUCGAAAGUUGAUAGAAUGGAAGGUUCUUAAAGAAGGUACCACAUUGGAUUGAAGAAGUGUUUAAGCAAACUUCAAUCUUGUUAGAUGCUUUCUGUAAUGUUGACAUUAGUGUUUUGCUGAAAGGUUUACAAAAUAUACGUUCUGAAAAUGUGUUUUCCCCCAUCUUUAUUCAAUUUUUGCCUAUUCACCCAUUUGCAAUUGCAAUUGUUCCAUCUGCAGAAGCAGCCACUCCCACAAAAUCCAUAAUUAAGUCAUUCUUUUGAUCAGGAAUAUGAUGUUAGCUGCUUUUCUACCACGUCGAGAUAGACAUUCCAUUUAAAUGACUCGAACAUUUUCGAUCGGGUGUUUUAACUGAAUGUUGUAUACUUUCAUUUUGAGCUAAAUUUUAUAAUGGCAAGGGAAUAUUUUUGGGCUCAUUGACAUGUUAUUACGCAGAAAAAAAUUUACAAAGAAAUAAUUUUUGACAAAUUAUUUCCCUCAGGACAGGGGGAUAACGAAGGUGGUGGUAGAGAAGUGUUGUUGGAAAUAAAAGAAAUAGAUAGAUAAACAGAUGCAUGGACAAUGAGAUCAAUAUUAGAAAGAAGCCAUACAAACCAGUAAGAAUAGUAUGUGAAAGUUUUUGUGUUGCACGUUCUCAUUUGCUUGGCUGGUUACAGGGAUGUUUAAAAAAUCCCGGAAACCGGACCAAAACGGAACAGGAAAUUCGGUUUGGGAAAAUGCUUGAACUGGUUUUUCGAUUCGGUUAUCGGUUCAAGGGAUUUUCCAAACCGGUUAACCAAAAGUGGUUUCAAAAUAAAACCCUAAGUAUAUACCUAAUUCUUACUGCUAACUUACUAACUUAGACUUGUCUGAAUUGAUUCCAUUUAGUUUACACCUUUAACCUUUCUUUGUCAUCGGCGAAUGGUGAUAACCACGAUCCGCAACAACCAUGAGUCCAUGAAUGGGGACGGCGAACAACACUUCAGUGCUUAUGGCGAACGAUGCUUCAGUGAACGGCACUUCAGUUCUUCAGUCCUCAGCUGCUCCAUGACCACUAGUCCACUGCCGAUUCAACAAUGACUUUCUUAUGAUGGUUAUUUUGUCUUCUAAAUCUGCUGCGUAGAGAUUCAUAUGUUAAUCUGGGUUGGUUGAUGGUUCAGUCGGCACUCCAAUGCCUUCAGCUUCUUGUGCUUUUGUUGGCUUACAUUUUAAUUGCAAUAUAUGAGUUGUAUCCGAAAAGAGUGUAAAUAUUACUCUCAGAAGUCAGAUCCUACUGGAGCAAAAUGAAGGCUUGGCAUGUCUGCAUCAUUUGGAAACUUAAUGGCAAAAUGUUGGAACUCUGCAAAGGAAAAAAUGGAAACAUUUUUAAAUCUACAGUUGCUUUUUUUUUUUUUCUUCUAAA